This is a messenger RNA of Mus pahari (shrew mouse), 920 nucleotides long. RefSeq names its product lymphocyte antigen 6G-like. Gene Ontology annotation, cellular component: plasma membrane. Gene Ontology annotation, biological process: acetylcholine receptor signaling pathway. Lineage: Eukaryota; Metazoa; Chordata; Mammalia; Rodentia; Muridae. The transcript has 4 exons. Gene Ontology annotation, molecular function: acetylcholine receptor inhibitor activity; acetylcholine receptor binding. The record is from RefSeq and is a predicted model, not a curated record. The coding region runs from base 129 to 533 and encodes 134 amino acids.
CAGGAUGCCAGCUGGGAGGAGCUAAGAUGAAGUAAAGUAUUUAUUUCAGUCCACAUCUGACAGAUCUUACCACUGUGCCUGCAACCAGGUCAGAGAGGAAGUUUUAUCUGUGCAGCCCUUCUCCCAGGAUGGACACUUCUCAUGCUACAAAGUCCUGUGUGCUCAUCCUUCUUGUGGCCCUACUGUGUGCAGAAAGAGCUCAGGGUCUGGAGUGCUACAAUUGUAUUGGGGUCCCACUUGAGACUUCCUGCAAUACAACUACCUGCCCCUUCUCCGAUGGAUUCUGUGUUGCUCAGGAGAUUGAAGUUAUUGUGGGCUCUGACAGAAGGAAAGUAAAGAACAACCUCUGCCUUCCCAUCUGCCCUUCUACUCUGGAAAAUACUGAGAUCAUGGGUAAUGUUGUCAACGUGAAGACUUUCUGUUGCCAGAAAGACCUCUGCAAUGUAAAAGUUCUCACUGGAAGCAGCACCAGGAACCUGGCAGGGGUGCUUCUGUUCAGUCUGGUUUCAGUCCUCCUGCAGACCUUGCUCUGAUGGUCAACUCAAUGACCUUCAUUCUUGUCCCUUUAUCCUCAUUUGCAACCACUGCUUACUGGAGCCCUCUAGUGAUGAAUUAUGAGUUAUAGAAGCUCUGAGUUGGGGGUAGUGUGUGUGGAACAUCUUGUUUCCACUUUAUAUAAUCCCUGAUGUAUAGGCACCUCACUCCUCUCUAGGGCUUUCAAAUCUGUACUUCCUGGGAUGUUCUUUUGUUGUGGCUUGCUGCUCUUGACCCUAGAGGCAUGUGGGCAGCACAUGGAAGAGGCAGUAUUCCAAGGUAUUAUGCCAUCAGCAUCCACACAUAAGUAUCUGGGGUCCUGCAGGGUUCCCAUGUGUGCUGCUCAAUGUCCCCGUGUUGAGACCAAUAAACACUUCAUUCUCCUA